CUCACACAAUUCCAAUGGCUGAUCCAAGUGGUGCACCCCCACAACCCGGUCCAAAUGACACGGCAACGGCGAUACUGAGGCAAAAGAAAUCACCCCACCGACUCAUCGUAGAUGAGGCAACCUCGGACGAUAACUCGGUCGCAACCCUCAAUCCGGCUACGAUGGAAAUACUCUCUUUGUUCCGCGGUGACACCAUCAUAGUGAGGGGAAAGAAGCGACGUGACACUGUCCUUAUUUGCUUGAGCUCGGAUGAUGUCGAGGAAGGCCGUAUUCAAAUGAAUAAAGUUGCACGAAACAACCUGCGAGUUAAGCUCGGGGAUCUGGUCGGUGUACACCAAUGCCUCGACAUCAAAUACGGAAAACGAGUGCACAUACUCCCGUUUGACGAUUCCAUAGAGGGUCUCAGCGGCAAUAUUUUUGAUGUCUAUCUCAAGCCCUAUUUCCUGGAAGCAUACCGGCCUGUUCGCAAGGGCGAUACUUUCCUCGUUCGUGGUGGCAUGCGGACUGUCGAAUUCAAGGUAAUCGAAACCGAUCCCGCAGAAUACUGUAUAGUGGCACAAGAUACCGUCAUCCAUACAGAGGGCGACCCUGUCAAACGUGAAGACGAGGAAGCAAACCUUGCCGAUGUGGGUUAUGAUGACAUUGGCGGCUGUCGCAAACAAAUGGCUCAAAUUCGUGAGCUUGUGGAGUUACCAUUGCGACAUCCCCAACUCUUCAAAUCUAUCGGUAUUAAACCUCCACGAGGUAUCCUUAUGUAUGGACCUCCGGGAACUGGUAAAACCCUUAUGGCUCGUGCUGUUGCCAACGAAACGGGUGCAUUUUUCUUCUUGAUCAAUGGCCCGGAGAUUAUGAGCAAGAUGGCUGGAGAGAGUGAGAGCAAUUUGCGGAAGGCGUUUGAAGAGGCCGAGAAAAAUUCACCUGCUAUCAUCUUCAUCGACGAGAUUGACUCCAUUGCACCAAAACGUGAAAAGACCAAUGGCGAAGUCGAACGUCGCGUAGUCUCGCAACUUCUCACACUCAUGGAUGGUCUGAAAGCCCGGUCGAACGUAGUUGUGAUGGCUGCCACCAAUCGUCCAAACUCUAUCGACCCUGCACUCCGGCGGUUCGGUCGUUUUGAUCGUGAAAUUGACAUUGGCAUCCCUGAUCCCACUGGCCGUCUGGAAAUUCUGCGUAUUCAUACCAAGAACAUGAAGUUGGCUGAUGAUGUUGACUUGGAGCAAAUCGCCGCCGAUACCCACGGUUACGUUGGUUCCGAUGUUGCCUCUCUUUGUUCAGAAGCCGCUAUGCAGCAAAUUCGGGAGAAAAUGGACCUUAUCGACCUCGAUGAGGACACUAUAGACGCGGAAGUUUUGGAUUCACUGGGCGUUACCAUGGAUAAUUUCCGUUUCGCACUUGGCACUUCGAAUCCUUCUGCUCUCAGGGAAACGGUUGUCGAAGUUCCUACUGUCACAUGGGACGAUAUCGGUGGUCUGGACAAAGUCAAGUUAGAACUCCAGGAGACAGUGCAAUAUCCAGUCGAUCAUCCCGAGAAGUUCCUCAAGUACGGUAUGGCUCCGUCAAAGGGUGUCUUGUUCUAUGGCCCUCCUGGAACGGGUAAGACACUCCUGGCCAAGGCCAUCGCCAAUGAGUGCAACGCAAACUUCAUCAGUAUCAAGGGCCCCGAGUUGCUUACCAUGUGGUUCGGUGAAUCCGAAGCAAACGUCCGUGAUGUCUUCGACAAAGCCCGUGCGGCCGCACCGUGUGUCAUGUUUUUCGACGAGCUUGAUUCCAUCGCGAAAGCUCGUGGUGGUUCAUCAGGCGAUGGAGGAGGUGCUGGCGACCGUGUACUUAAUCAGCUGCUCACGGAGAUGGACGGAAUGAGCACGAAGAAAAAUGUGUUCAUUAUCGGUGCUACUAACCGACCUGACCAAAUUGACUCCGCACUGCUUCGUCCUGGACGGCUCGACCAACUCAUCUACAUUCCACUUCCCGAUGAAACGUCACGGCUCGCCAUUUUGAAAGCCAACCUCAAGAAAUCCCCGGUUGCCACGGAUGUUGACCUGUCAUUCUUGGCCAAGUCAACACAUGGCUUUUCUGGUGCUGACCUCACAGAAAUCUGCCAGCGAGCCGCUAAGCUAGCUAUCCGGGAGAGUAUAGAAGCUGAUAUCCGGAGGCAGCGCGAAAAACAGGACGUGGAAGGGGAUGACGCCAAAAUGGAGGAAGACGAAGAGGAGGAUCCAGUGCCUGAGAUAACCAAGGAUCACUUCGAAGAGGCAAUGAAAUAUGCUCGUCGUUCGGUUUCCGACCAAGACAUCAGGCGCUACGAAAUGUUCGCUCAGAACCUGCAGCAAUCUCGUGGCUUUGGAAAUAACUUCCGUUUCCCCGAUGGGCCAUCAUCAGGGCCAGACGGCAAUGCUGGCUUCCAGGACGAUACACAAGAAGAUGAUUUAUACGCGUAGUCUACUCUACUUUGUAUUUUGGACUGUCUGUGGGCUGGACGAACCUCGACAACAAAUAGAUUGCAUGAUUGACACGA
Messenger RNA from Pisolithus orientalis, 2515 nucleotides. RefSeq names its product P-loop containing nucleoside triphosphate hydrolase protein. Gene Ontology annotation, cellular component: nucleus; cytosol; VCP-NPL4-UFD1 AAA ATPase complex. Bases 15 to 2438 code for a protein of 807 amino acids. The transcript has 9 exons. Gene Ontology annotation, molecular function: ATP hydrolysis activity; ATP binding; polyubiquitin modification-dependent protein binding. Gene Ontology annotation, biological process: mitotic spindle disassembly; autophagosome maturation; retrograde protein transport, ER to cytosol. The record is from RefSeq and is a predicted model, not a curated record. Lineage: Eukaryota; Fungi; Basidiomycota; Agaricomycetes; Boletales; Pisolithaceae.